AAGGAAUUAAAGAGGCAGCCCUAAGCGGGAGGGGAUUUACUCCAGCAGAGCAGCUCAGUGUAGCACAGCCCACGGAGCAGAGGGCAGCACAAACCCGGAGCUGACGGCGCGGACGGACGUACACAAGGAUAAAAAAAUGACCCUCAACAACGUUACCAUGCGUCGCAGCCACCACAGCAGCCUGCAGCAGCAGCAGCAGCGAUGGAGCAUCCCCGCUGAUGGGAAGAACCUGUUGGUCCAGAAGGACUCCAACGAGUACAAUGCGCAGAAGCGAUACACCAUCAGCCCCGAUGAAUACUACAGAAGGAGCUGGUCCUCGGAGUCAUCUGACUCUGUAAUCUCCUCUGAGUCUUGCAGCAACUGCUACAGAGUGGUGCUGAUUGGGGAGCAAGGUGUGGGCAAGUCAUCUCUGGCCAACAUAUUUGCAGGGGUACACGACAGCAUUGACAGCGACUGCGAGGUGCUGGGAGAAGACACAUAUGAAAGAACCCUGAUGGUGGAUGGGGAGAGUGCAACCAUUGUACUGCUCGACAUGUGGGAUAACAAGCGUGAAGGAGAAUGGAUUCGAGACCACUGCAUGAAAGUGGGAGAUGCCUACUUGAUUGUCUACUCCAUCACAGACCGAGCAAGCUUUGAGAAAGCUUCUGAACUCAGAAUACAGCUCCGCAGGGCUCGGCAGAGAGAAGAUAUUCCCAUUAUUUUGGUUGGCAACAAAAGUGACCUUGUCAGGUGCCGCGAAGUUUCAGUAGCAGAGGGCCGAGCGUGCGCUGUUGUGUUUGACUGCAAGUUUAUCGAGACCUCGGCAGCCGUGCAGCACAACGUGAAAGAGCUCUUUGAAGGCAUCGUGAGGCAGGUGCGGCUCAGGAGGGACAGCAAGGAAAAGAAUGAGAAGCGGCUGGCUUACCAGAAACGAAGGGAGAGCAUCCCGAAGAAAGCCAGGCGGUUCUGGGGCAAAAUAGUUGCCAAGAACAACAAGAACAUGGCCUUCAAACUCAAGUCCAAGUCUUGUCAUGACCUAUCAGUACUUUAAGAACUUUGGACUCUGCCAGAGCUUGCGGCAUUUUGUGGACAUUAUCGAACUAUGUUGUGGGAAAUAAUCUAUAUUAGAUUGGGGUAUGAAAAUGACUUAGAUUCACAGUUGUGAUUGUGACGAUACGUGCUGACAUAAGAACAGCACAGUGCAUGGAAAUAUCUCUCUUUCAUUUUCUUUGGUAGUUUUAUAAGAAAAGUAUACACCAGAAUGAUCCAAAAUUGUGCUGGGAAAGCGUUCCGGCAUAUACCUAUUUCUUCUCCACUCACCUUUGGAUAGUAGCUUACGAACCUCAAACUGUCAUGACUUGGGAAGUGAAUACUACGCUCUUUACUCUUUCUCACUGUAAUUACUCUUUUUAUUUUUAUUUUUUUCUUUUUUGAAAAUUGUGUAAAGAAUUGAGGAACUGACUAGGCAUUGAUCCCUCGCCAAUUGGCUGGUCAGGCUUGAGCACCCACAGCUGAAAAUAUGCAUUGUUGUAGAAUAGCCAUCCAAACACUUCUUUUUAUUAUUUCAAGGAUUGGUUUCAAUGAGUUUACACAUCUCUUACUAUGAAAAUAUUUAAAGGAAAAAUCCUAUAGUCAAAUAAAUUUUCCUCUCAUAUUUCUAUAUUAGGGGCCUGUUUAAAACUCAUAGUCAAAAUGAAACUAAAGCACAAGCAUUAUCAAAGUACAUCAAGUGCAGGAUGCCAAACCUUUAUAAAUCACCUGAGCUUUUUUAAGAAACCACACAGACUUCUUGUAUCCAGUCUUGGCCUUUCUCUAUGCUAGAGCUAUGCUGUAUUUAUUGUUGUGCAAAGUAACAAGCAUUUUAAUGUUGAGGGGAAAUGUAUUUAUUACCAAGUUUCUUAAAGAAUAAUGUUAAUUUUAUUACUAUUUUCUAUCUAAUAUCUUUUUUCAGAUAUGCAAGUUUUUACUUACAUGCCUUGUAAUAAAACAAAUAAAAUGUAUGACUGCC
Molecule: messenger RNA, 1987 nt
Organism: Meleagris gallopavo (turkey)
Lineage: Eukaryota; Metazoa; Chordata; Aves; Galliformes; Phasianidae
Gene: GEM
Product: GTP binding protein overexpressed in skeletal muscle
Biological process (GO): negative regulation of high voltage-gated calcium channel activity
Cellular component (GO): plasma membrane
Molecular function (GO): GTPase activity; GTP binding; calcium channel regulator activity
Source: RefSeq, a predicted model, not a curated record